AUGCACGGCCUUGUCGCCGCCCUGCUCUGCGGGCUGGCUGUCGCAGCGCCCAGCUGCCCAGCGCCCGCACCAUCGCUGGGCACGCUGCAAACGCUCAAGUACAACUACCUGAGCGCCCAGAACAACGGCACAUCGGCGGUGCUGGUCCACGACCAGCUCAGCAACGCUGCUGCCCAGACUCGCUGCGCUGCCAUUGGGGAGUCGCUCUACCCCUUCGCGUCUGCGCCCGCCGCCAACCGCACUGAGCUGGCGCAUCAGUUUGACUACCUGGUCUAUGCCCAGGACCUGCGCCGCGACCAAGACGUCUGGGUGGCCGGCGCAGAUGCAGGAAAAGGAGGAAAAGGAGGAGACUGCCAGGCGUAUUCGCCCAGCCAGAGAGAGGUCGUGUCUGUCCCCUGCGACCGCCGACUGCCGGCGCUGUGCACUGCCAAUGUGCCCCCGACUCGGGAUAUCGACCGGACUGUCGUGCCCUCGUCCAAGGUCACCGUUUCGACCGCGGGUUACACACUGACCGGCUACCGCGAUGCGCGGUCCUUCCGGUUCCUCGGCAUCCCGUUCGCCGACCCCCCUGUUGGUGAGCUGCGUCUUGCGCCUCCGCGGGAGUACUCUGGCCCUAAACGCAUCGACGCCACCAGACUCGGCGCCUCAUGUAUCCAGUCGGUCUCUGGCUUUGGCGCGUCGCGCGACAUCUCCGAGGACUGCCUGUACUUGAACGUCUUCACGCCAAUCGUGCCCGAGCGGCCCGGCAUAGUGCGCAAGCCCGUCGCGGUCUACUUCUACGGUGGCGCCUUCACCAGCGGUACCGCGUCGAUCAUCGACUACGACGGCGGCAAUUUCGCCAGUCGCAACGAUCUCGUCGUCGUCACCGUCAAUUACCGUCUCGGCGCGCUCGGCUGGCUAGCCACGGGUAACCUGACCACCGGCAGCUACGGCACCCGAGACCAGAUCCUCGCCCUCCGCUGGGUGCAGGCGAAUAUCGCAGCUUUUGGCGGCGACCCCAGCCACGUCACCAUCUUUGGCCAGUCGGCUGGCGGCCAGAGCGUCGUCGCCCUGCUCUCCUCGACCGCCGCCCGCGGUCUCUUCUCCGGCGCCCUCAUCCAGUCCGCUCCUGUCGACCUUCCCUGGUACACCCGGCAAGUCUACAGUGAAUUGGUCGUCCCCCACGUCGCGCAAGCUGUGGGCUGCGGUAACGCGACGACUGAGUCCGAGUCUGCGCUGCUCCGCUGCUUGCGCAGUCUGCCGGCGACAUCCUUCCUCGACAACUCGACGGCCUUUGAAGCCGCCACAUCGGCAAUCGCAACCGACGUCGCCGACUCCUACCUGCAUGUCUCGCAGCUCCUCGCCUCGAUUGAACCCUUUAUGCCCAUGGUCGACGACUCCGACUCGGCUUCGGGCGUCAUCGACAACCAAUUCCACCGCUUGGUCUCGGAAAACACUCUCCCCAACCGCGUCCCGACCUUCUUCACGACGACGCCGGACGAAGCAGCCCUGUACGUGAACCGGCUGGUGCCCGAACUCGGAUCGGCGCAAUCCGGCCUCAACACCCUGCUCGGUCUUGCUUACCCGCCCCCCCUCGCCUCUGCGCUCAUCAAUGCAACCGCAUUCCCUACAGACACAAAGCAGCCAGAUUCUGUCCGUAUCGAGGGCGCCUCCGCUCUUACCCACAGUGAAUGGUCGUGUCCUCUCGCGCACCUCCUCCGGGUCGCCGUCCCGGGCACAUUUCCGACCCUGUACAGCGCACAGAUCACUGACGGGCAUGCGCAGAGCAACGGCUCGACACCGGAUAUUUGCAAGCCGAACGCCAUCUACAAUGCGACCUGCCACUCAAACGAUGUUCUGCCGGCGUGGGGAACGCUGAAUUCCAAGACGAUUGACGUACUGCCGUACUACGGGCUCGCUGACCUGAAACACAGUCAGUUUUUGAAUGAUAUCUUUGGUUCCUUUUUCAGGUCAUAUGACCCGAAUCCGGAUCUUGAUAUGCUCCGUCUGCGCGGGAGCGCGUAUGAACAUACCCUCAAUGUAUUCGGAGCCGGGUACAAGAUCGAUGAGUAUACUCCUGCCGAAAAGACCGUGCCUUUGCUGGGACGCCUUCCUGGCCGGACGGCCAAUCCGGGGGUUACGGAGCAGUGUGACGUUUUCGAGGCGUAUGGGUAUACCUUUGAGAACGCCGUCUUUACGGAGGCUUGA
Molecule: messenger RNA, 2187 nt
Organism: Aspergillus nidulans FGSC A4
Lineage: Eukaryota; Fungi; Ascomycota; Eurotiomycetes; Eurotiales; Aspergillaceae
Product: putative cholinesterase
Exons: 1
Coding region: 1-2187 (728 amino acids)
Molecular function (GO): cholinesterase activity; carboxylesterase activity
Source: RefSeq, a predicted model, not a curated record